Galeopterus variegatus (Sunda flying lemur) is the source of this 623-nucleotide messenger RNA. Its product is annotated as LIM zinc-binding domain-containing Nebulette-like. Gene Ontology annotation, cellular component: focal adhesion. The transcript has 4 exons. Gene Ontology annotation, molecular function: actin filament binding. The record is from RefSeq and is a predicted model, not a curated record. Lineage: Eukaryota; Metazoa; Chordata; Mammalia; Dermoptera; Cynocephalidae. Bases 26 to 436 code for a protein of 136 amino acids.
GCCGCCGCCCCCGGGAACCGCGACAAUGAACCCCCAGUGCGCCCGCUGCGGAAAAGUCGUGUAUCCCACGGAGAAAGUCAAUUGCCUGGAUAAGUAUUGGCAUAAAGGAUGUUUCCAUUGUGAGGUCUGCAAGAUGGCUCUCAACAUGAACAACUACAAAGGCUAUGAAAAGAAGCCCUAUUGUAAUGCACACUACCCAAAGCAAUCCUUCACUACAGUGGCAGAUACACCUGAAAAUCUUCGCCUGAAGCAGCAAAGUGAAUUGCAGAGCCAGGUCAAGUACAAAAGGGAUUUUGAAGAAAGCAAAGGGAGGGGCUUCAGCAUUGUUACAGACACUCCCGAACUGCAGAGACUGAAGAAGACGCAGGAACAAAUCAGCAAUGUAGGUGCACAUUUGUUCCAUGACGUGGCAGCCCUAACUUGUGUUUCUGGUUGAGAGUGUGAGGCUGGGUGACUUGGAAGUGCAUUAGUUGCUGUGAUAUGCAAGCAGUACUCAGUGUGCUCAAUACAUAUGCCAACUUCAUCUGUUCAAUCCCUUCCCUCUGAUUUUACCAGAGUUAUCUAUAGCCUAACACUUUGUUAUUGUAAUAUAGUAUCUUCUUAUUCCAUUUUGAAUGGUUCUC